AUGACCUCUCAGAUAGGCAAAGAAACAACAUUUGCAUCUGAUGACAAUGAGCAGUUUAUCGUAGUGAAAAGAAAUGGAAGGAAAAGUUGGCGACGAUCUCGUGGUAGAGGUGAGAAGGUUGUUGCAACAGCUAUUUGUUCUCCGGAGGAUCAGGUUUCCGUGGAAAGAAUUGAUGCAAUCAUAAAAAAUGCCUGCAACAAUACCGAACUGAUUAAGUACAGCCAGCAGAUUAUUGCUUUACUUCUCAAAUCCCUUUCUGGACGUCAACUUUCAAGUAUUUGGGCUCUUGGAUUAGGUUCUUUCAGUCGUUCCUAUUAUCCUGGUUGUGAUCAGCUAGCGAUGUUGCUUGAACUGAAAUAUCAUUUCGGAUGUGAAGUUCAUUUCCAAGAACCUUGCUUGACAAAAAUGGAAAAACGUUGGCUGUGUGAUCACGCUAUCUGCUUAUCAGAAACAAAUGAUCUGUUAGAAUGUCGAGUAUCUGAUGAUGAUGUGAACAAAAAAAAAAUCGUGUUAUUCUAUGCACCUCAUUGUGGCCAUGCUGUAUACAACAGUAACAAUUUCUAUUCGAUGGAUUUGACUGCCAGACAUUUAGAAAAGUAUGCGGGAUCUGUACUAAGUCAGGAAGACGUUGCGAGAAAAUGCAGAGUAACAGAUUUGAAAAUGUCUGAUUGCUGUGAACUUCAGGCUCUUUCAUUGUAUAGUAAAGUGUGUACAUUGUUAGAAUUUCCCACCUUCAAAUCAAAUUUUGCUGUUUUUAACGAUACAGCCUUACAUUUUCUGCCACAAAAUGCUCUACUGCCAGAAAUUUCGGAAAUAAGGCCAAACUAUCGACUGUUUAGGCAUGAAAUUGUGAUUUGA
This is a messenger RNA of Acanthocheilonema viteae, 858 nucleotides long. Lineage: Eukaryota; Metazoa; Nematoda; Chromadorea; Rhabditida; Onchocercidae. The record is from the annotation of a GenBank genome assembly.